Thecamonas trahens ATCC 50062 is the source of this 1584-nucleotide messenger RNA. RefSeq names its product cystatin-A2. Lineage: Eukaryota; Apusomonadida; Apusomonadidae. Gene Ontology annotation, cellular component: cytosol. The coding region runs from base 39 to 1484 and encodes 481 amino acids. Gene Ontology annotation, molecular function: cysteine-type endopeptidase inhibitor activity. The transcript is spliced from 2 exons. The record is from RefSeq and is a predicted model, not a curated record.
GCACGGGAAGCUCAACACACAGUCGCAACUUGUUCAACAUGUACCCGUACAACCAUCCCAUGACUUCCUAUGGCGCGCCUGCGGCCGGUGGCUUCCACAUCGCGUCUGGGUUCGGACUGAUGGCGCCGGCGCCGGCUGCUGCUGCGCCUGUCCGUGCUGGGCGGACGCAGGCGGUCAAGGCUGCCGACGAGAUGGCCAAGUCUGUGGGCGUGGCGAUGAAGGAGGAUAUCGAGGCCAAGACCGGCAAGACGUACGAGACGUUUGAGGUGACCCACAUGGCGACCCAGAACGUGGCCGGGACCAACUACUUCCUCAAGAUUGACGUCGGCGAGGGCAGUGCGGUCCACGCGCGGAUCUACCGCGGCUUUGACGGUGUGCUGCAGCUUGUGGCGGUUCAGAGUGGCAAGACCACCGACGACCAGCUGGUUUACUUCCAGAACGACUCGAUCGGGUCGUGCUGCGGUGCGGCGUGCGCGCCGGCCAAGCUCGGUGGGAUGAAGGGUGUCAAGCCCUGCGACGCGACUGCGCAGGCUGUGGCCGACGCUGUCCGCGCUUCGAUCGACGCCAAGCUCGGCGGCGUGUCGGCGGAACACACGGUUGUCUCGUACGCCACCCAGACCGUCGCCGGCACCAACUUCUUUCUCAAGAUCAACCGCGGCGAUGACCAUGUCCACGCCCGAGUCUUCCGCGGCUUCAACGGUGCGCUCCAGCUGGUGGCCGUGCAGGCUGGCAAGAGCGGCGACGACGCGCUCGAGUACUUCCAGAAUGAUGCCGGCCUGCCGGCGGCCAAGCCAGCCAAGCUCGGCGGGAUGAAGGGCGUCAAGCCCGGUGAUGACACCGCCCAGGCCGUCGCCGCCGCGGUCCAGGAGGCCGUCGAGGCCAAGACGUGCGCGACCUACGGCGACAACUUCAAGGUUGUCGAGUACGCCACACAGACCGUGGCUGGUACCAACUACUUCCUCAAGAUCGAUGCCGGCGACGCCGGUUUCCUCUUUGUCCGUGCCUUUGUCGGCUUCUCGGGUCACGCCGAGCUCGCCGCCGUCCAGACCGGCAAGACCGCAGACGACCCGCUGGUGUACUUUAGCGGCUCGGCCGCGCCGGCUCCGUCGCCCGCGCCGGCUCCGGCCCCGCACGGUUUUGGCGCUCCGCGCCGGACCGGCUUUGGAUUUGGCGCCCCGGCGCCGCGCGCCAACGGCAACGGCCGCUUCGGCGCCGCCUCGGCGCCCAAGCCCGGCGACGAAAAGGCCCAGGCCGUCGCUGACGCCGUCCGCGCAGACAUUGAGCGCCUCGAUCACGCCUACUCGGAGUACUCGGUCAAGGAGUAUCUGACCCAGACCGUUGCCGGCGUCAACUACUUCCUCAACAUUGCCGUCGGCGGCGAUGAGUUUGUGCACGCCCGCGUCUUCCAGGGCUUUGACGGCGCCGCACACGUGGUCAAGCUCCGCCCGGCCCGCACUGCCGACCACAAGCUCUGCUUCUUCUAACUUUCAAGCUCCACCUAGCUAGUCAGCCUAGCUUGCCCAGUCACAAACCAACCAAUCCAAGCCCAUGAUGGAUCUUGUCUAAAUGCCUCCCUUGUCGCCA